Messenger RNA from Quercus robur (English oak), 1549 nucleotides. RefSeq names its product kelch repeat-containing protein At3g27220-like. NCBI's taxonomy places the organism in Eukaryota, Viridiplantae, Streptophyta, Magnoliopsida, Fagales, Fagaceae. The record is from RefSeq and is a predicted model, not a curated record. The transcript has 7 exons. Bases 138 to 1424 code for a protein of 428 amino acids. Gene Ontology annotation, molecular function: protein binding.
AAGGCACAAAACAAUUGGCGCCCAACUCUUUUUGUUCCUCAAACUUGUGUUCUUCUUCUUCUCCUUAUUCAGACACCCUCUUUUCUCUUUCCCUAUAUAUAAAUGGGUUGCUUGGUUUUAUGGGAUUUUUAUGAAAAAUGGCCAGGUUUAAUCAUAAGUACCAUUCCUCUUCCACAAAGUUAGUGUUUCUAACAUCUUGUGCAGGUCUUUUAGGAGCGGCCCUCAUUGCAGAUUUUCUUUGGACUUCGUCUUACUCGUCUGCUGGUUCUGCUUACUUGUCUGUUGCAUCGAACUGGGCACUUGAGAAAUCUGGGAUUAUAGCUGUACCAAAUGCCACUGCCAAAACAGAUGACAAGAGAGAAGAUGUUAAAGGUAGAAAAGAACGCACACCUGAGAGAUUUUUAUCCGCAACUUUUGCUGAUUUACCUGCACCUGAAUUACAAUGGGAGGAGAUGCCACCAGCACCAGUACCUCGUCUUGAUGGAGCAUCCGUACAGAUUAAAAAUCUUUUAUAUGUGUUUGCAGGAUAUCGCACACUUGACUAUGUGCACUCUCAUGUUGACAUAUACAAUUUCACUAGCAAUACAUGGGGAGGGAGGUUUGAUAUGCCCAAAGAGAUGGGGCAUUCACAUUUAGGAGUGGUAACUGAUGGAAGAUACAUAUAUGUAGUCUCAGGACAGUAUGGCCCCCAAUGCAGAGGGCCUACUUCUCAUACAUUUGUGCUGGACACUGAGACAAAGAAAUGGAGGUCCAUGCCACCAUUACCGGCCCCAAGGUAUUCUCCAGCGACUCAAUUAUGGAGAGGCAGACUACAUGUGAUGGGUGGCAGCAAGGAGAAUCGCCACACACCUGGGUUGGAGCAGUGGAGUAUUGCAGUAAAGGAUGGCAAAGUGUUGGAGAAACAAUGGCGGACUGAAGUACCCAUUCCACGUGGGGGACCACAUAGGGCUUGUGUUGUGGCCAAUGAUAAACUUUUUAUUAUUGGUGGUCAAGAGGGUGAUUUUAUGGCUAAACCUGGGUCCCCAAUUUUUAAGUGCUCCCGCAGGCAUGAGGUAGUUUACGGUGAUGUUUAUAUGCUGGAUGAUGAAAUGAAAUGGAAAGUGUUGCCACCUAUGCCCAAACCCAACUCCCAUAUAGAGUGCGCUUGGGUGAUUGUCAACAAUUCAAUUAUCAUCACUGGAGGUACAACAGAAAAGCAUCCAGUGAACAAAAGAAUGAUCCUGGUUGGGGAAGUGUUCCAAUUUCAUUUAGACUCACAGACAUGGUCAGUGAUUGGAAAGCUUCCUUUCCGUGUGAAAACUGCAUUAGCUGGUUUCUGGGAUGGAUGGUUGUAUUUUACAUCUGGACAGCGGGACAGAGGGCCAGACAAUCCACAGCCGAGGAAGGUCAUUGGAGAUAUGUGGAGAACUAAAUUAAGUUUGUGAUUACUUUUGUCUCAUCAAACCACUUUUAAGCUUAUUAUAGUUUUCCCAUCUUUUUUAGCCAGAGUACUUUUAAUCUUUAUAGAUCCAGGUCAUAUUGAAACCAUGAUUAUAUUUUGACUUCACAA